This is a messenger RNA of Lolium perenne, 2442 nucleotides long. Lineage: Eukaryota; Viridiplantae; Streptophyta; Magnoliopsida; Poales; Poaceae. The record is from RefSeq and is a predicted model, not a curated record.
CCGUGUCGUUCCAAGUCAUCAUGGCAUCAUGCAUCAUAUCAUUCACAUGAUUUUAUAAAAUAAAUUAUUUUAAAUAAAAACUAUUUUGAGUUUCCCCUCUCAUAUGGUUUAUUUAUUAAGCCUCCCCUCCCUUUUCUUUUAAUAAAACCCUAACACCCUCUUUUCCUAGGCCCCUUUUUCUUUCCCUGGCCGCUCCUUCCCUCUCUAGCCCAGCAAGGGAGGCCCUUUUCUUCCCUGGCCAAGCCCACAACCUUCUGGCCCAUACCCCUUCGCUCCUCUUCUCUUUGGUCGUUGUCGUCUUCCUCCACAGAGAGCACGUAGAUGGCGUGCUGUGGUCCUCCACUCCACCGAGCACCUCCUCCAACCACUCCCUCCCCCUCUCUUUUAAUCCUCUGCAAGCCCACGGGAAAACCCUAGCAUCCCUUCUUCCUCUCCUCCCUCGCGUCGCCAUCCUCUCUACCCUCCAUCUCCCUUUUCUUCACGUACAGAGAGAACCCCAAAACGCCUGCCUCCAUCUCGCCAUGGCGCCGCCUCUACCGGCCACCUCUCUUCAAUCUGAGACCACCGAAAGAUGCGCCUCAUCGUCCUCGUCAUGCCCCUGCAAGGAAUCGUCCCCGGGCGCUGUGAAUCGCCGCCACGGUCGCCGUUUCUUCUCCAACCCCGGCGCUGUUAUCCGUCGAAUUCGUCGCCGUUCGUCCUCCUCCGGUCAAACGAACCCCACCAUCGGCUUCCUGGUCAUCCUCAUGGGCCGUUCUCCGGUGGUGCCCUGACCUCACCUUCGCCCGCCUCAGAUCCUCCACGUCGCGGCGCAUCUACGACGCCCUCUGCCUCGUCCCGCCUCAGCCUCCCUCGACAAAUCCGAGCUCGACUUGAUCUCUGCCAUGGCGUUUCUGUCCCAGAACUCCGCCUUGUUCUGGGUCAAAAGGGCCUUGCGUCCUCUUCUAAACAAAAACCAAACGUCUAUCUCAGUGAUCCAUGGAUGGGCCAAGGCCCAGCUUUCUCCCCGGCGCCAGCCCUCUAUCCAGCGCCAGCAGCAGGCCAGAUCCGGCCCAGGACAGCGCAGCAUUUGCUUCUUUCCCGGAUAGGAUCACGAAGUGGUGCGGUGAGAUACGCCAAGUCCUCCGGUUGUUCCUCGGCAAGCUAUAACAGGCAAGCAUUUCCCCUAUACUUCUGCCCCUGCAGAAGUCGCUCACCUAUUUUAUUUUGCCUUCUCCCUCAUGCUAUCCUUAAGUUGCGUUCUUGUCACGUGUCCCUUCCACUUGUUACCUCAAGCAGCCCAUAUUGCCACCACCACCUCCUACGGCUAUUGUUUGGUUAUUGAGUCUGCCCUUGCGAGUCGUAGUGCAUGCUAGUGCUGUUUUAUCUCGUUACCGUUACUGCUAUCUUAUCGGGUUGUAUGUUGGGAAGAAUCAUGGUUACUUUAGUUGUUGACAUUUGUUUAGCGGAGGCAUCGGUGGGUCAGCUGAUCGUUUUAUGACGGCUCACUUGUGUUUCCUAAAUAUCUUAGGACCCCGAGUUCUUGUUAUCUGUUUCGAGACUGAGCGCUCUAACCACACGUGGGUAUGCUUACCGGGUCUCCCCUCGACCACUGCCGGAAUCUACAGCUUUGUCCAGUGGCCACAACUAGUUUGGAUGUUUGUUUUGUUUCUCCCGGGCGUGCAAGCAUGUUUCUUUGUGGUCAGAUGAUAUGAUGUUACUUUUGGGAAAGCUAUGUGCCUUGUAACCCCGUUAUUUCUUGCACGUUCGUAGGAUGCGGUGCCACUGCGAAGUGGUCAUCCCGCUGGGCACUGUCCACCUAGCACGCAGUCGCAAUAGCUGAGUCCGCUUCAGAGCACGGCCGGACUCUGAUACGGGUUAACUUAGUUAGGUGGCUUCCUGGACAUUGUUGUAGUGAAGGAGAGUGCGUGUCGUGAUAUCCACCUGUCGCAAGUGGUUUGAUCCUGCGUGUGGGCACAUUUGGGCACCCCUGCAGGGUUACAUCUUAUCGAUAAGCCGUGUCCGCGGUUAUGGACGACUUGGAGCUGUAUGACUCGACCAUAGACAACUUACACCUGUUGUUUCAAUCAUAAUAACUUGCGUAGUAAGUUAGGACAACUCUAAUAAUAAAUGGUUAAAACUUGACAACCGUGUGAGUGCCUUUGUAAGUACUUCUUGGCGAAGGGGGAAGCAUCGGCUGUGUUAUGUUUGCAGAGUAUAGAACUGUUAGUUUAUGCGCUCUCUCACCUUCUCUGUUUAGACGAAUGUUGUAGAGUGUCUCUAUAGGUUUUUAGUGCUUGCGCGCUGCCGCUUAACCCCACCAUAUUGUCCAUGACGUUCCUCUUGCGUCCUCUAAGUCCCCUGCGUGCCUCAAGUACAAAGGACGACUGGUUGACGAAUGCUUAACGUCUUGAAGUCUUGUUAAGUACGAACCCGUACUUAUUGCUGCUUCUACGGGAUAUAACC